AUGGGUUCAGGAGACACUCUAAAGCUUCCAGUAAUCGACUUUACUGACCUCAAAUUGGAAGCCAACAACCCUAAUUGGGAGGCAGUAAAAUCCCAAGUCCACAAGGCACUAGUAGAGUAUGGUUGCUUUGAAGCAAUUUUUCAUAAAGUUCCUUUAGACCUUAUGAAAGCCAUAUUUGGUGCACUGCAAGAACUCUUUGAUCUCCCUCUACAAACAAAGAUACUCAAUGUGUCUCAGAAGCCCUAUCAUGGCUAUGUUGGGCAAUAUCCUAUGGUCCCACUGUAUGAAAGCAUGGGCAUUGACGAUGCCAAUGUCUAUGAGAAAGUAGAAAGCAUGACCAACAUCAUGUGGCCUAAUGGAAACCCGAGUUUUAGCAAAACUAUACAAUCCUUCUCUGAGCAGUUAUCAGAGUUGGAUCAGAUUAUAAGGAAGAUGGCUUUGGAGAGCUUAGGUGUUGAGAAUUACUUGGAGGAACACAUGAACUCAACCAAUUAUCUUCUCCGAGUUAUGAAAUACAAAGGCCCUCAAACCAGUGACACCAAACUAGGGCUCAGCACACACACAGACAAGAACAUAGUGACCAUAUUGUGUCAGAACGAAGUGGAGGGUUUAGAGGUGUUGACCAAAGAUGGAAAAUGGAUAAGCUACAAGCCUUCUUCCCCUGACAGUUUCGUUGCCAUGAUUGGUGACUCUCUCCAUGCAUGGUCAAAUGGGAGGUUUCAUUCACCCUUUCACCGAGUGAUGAUGAGUGGGAAUGAGGCAAGAUAUUCUGCAGGGUUGUUCUCCGUCCCCAAAGGAGGGAAGAUUAUAAAAGCCCCAGAGGAGCUGGUGGAUGAGGAACACCCUCUGCUUUUCAAACCCUACGAUCACGUUGAGUUCCUCAAGUAUUACUACACUGAACAAGGCCAGAGAGAGCAAUUUGCACUGCACACUUACUGUGGUGUUUGA
Sphenostylis stenocarpa is the source of this 948-nucleotide messenger RNA. Lineage: Eukaryota; Viridiplantae; Streptophyta; Magnoliopsida; Fabales; Fabaceae. The record is from the annotation of a GenBank genome assembly.